GUUUACGCUGCAGCGCUCAAAUGGACGAAAUUCGACUUACCUGCUCGGGAGAAAUUACUGCCAAAGCUUUUGGAGCAUGUACGACUCCCGCUUUGUCCCCCGAAAUUUCUCGUCAAUACAGUCAGCAAGGAUUCGUUGGUGAUGGCUGACGCUGCGUGCCGAGAACUCGUUGACGAAGCGAAGAAUUGCCUACUUCUACAGUUACCUGCACCUGGACGACCAAGCAUGCAGGGACCCCGUACUCGACCGCGGAAACCAUUCAAAUUUCCUGAAGUACUAUACCUAGUCGGAGGAUUCCGCGGAUCGCAGCCUCUCAGUUCUGUAGAAUGGAUUGAUCCUGGAGAAGCAAGCCCUGUGUGGAAGCCUGCUGCUUCCAUGAGCAAGCCAAUAUUUGAUCCCGUCACUAACCAGUGGUCGAACAUCGCUUCAAUGCACACGAUUCGGGAAUCUUGCGGUGUUGCUGCGAUGGGCGGCUUUCUCUACGCAGUGGGUGGAGUGAGGGGUACGGAAUGUCUGAACGUUGUUGAACGCUAUGAUCCUGGCCGAAACGCAUGGACCAACGUGGCGCCUACGCGUUCACGCCGGUGUGGAGUGUCUGUCGCAGUGGUCAAUGGAUGUUUGUACGCUGUCGGAGGACGAGAUGGAUGGCUAACCUGGAGUACUGUCGAAAGCACGAAAUGGCAAAAACUAAAAAGGUUCCGUUCGCAGAUGACGCUGGCCGUCGUCAAUGAAAAGCUGUAUGCUGUGGGUGAUGCAUACAUUGAAGUGUACGACAAGGAGUUGAACUUUUGGAAAAAUCACAUUAACACAAAAGAU
Messenger RNA from Ostertagia ostertagi, 816 nucleotides. The record is from the annotation of a GenBank genome assembly. NCBI's taxonomy places the organism in Eukaryota, Metazoa, Nematoda, Chromadorea, Rhabditida, Trichostrongylidae.